Pelobates cultripes (western spadefoot toad) is the source of this 9548-nucleotide messenger RNA. Lineage: Eukaryota; Metazoa; Chordata; Amphibia; Anura; Pelobatidae. The record is from the annotation of a GenBank genome assembly.
AUGUCUAGGAUUCAAGGAUUUUUCGUGUUUGCUUUUCUUCAAAUUAACAGUGUUUUUAUGACCAGUAAGAACUAAUUGCAAAUUUAAAAUAUGAUGUAUAUCCUAUUAACCUGUAAUGCUCCAGAGCAUCGUUCCUCUCUAGGAAUUCACUUGUAACUUAAUUGGUAAAAUUUUAAAGUGAAGUUGGAUAUUCCCAGUGGUUCACAUCCAAGUCCUCAAGUACCCCCUAAUAGUCCAGGAUUCAGGGAUUACCCAGUUGUGUCUAAGAUGUUUUUAGAAAAAAAAAUCCACCAAAAAGCACUUUAUACACAACAGGGUAAUAUCUAAAUCCUGGACUGGUAGAGGGUACUUAAGGACUGGGUUGGGAACCCCUGCCUUAGGAGAUUGCAGCAAUCUGUCAAUGGAAUGUUGAGAAUUCCAAUGGUCCAUAUACUAAUAAUAGAAGUUAUAUUAUCAGUUUAACUCUUUGUAUAUCAGUAUGGUGUGGCAUACAAUACAAACAAAUCUAAUCUGUAGAAUGUAUGCGCUGCCAAGAUAAAAUAAAUUGUUGACAAUUAGAAGUAGCAUCUUGCACUGACAUUUUUUUUAUAAAUGACUAGAACAUUAAACUUAACAUAUUUUAGUCCAAUAUUCCCGUUGUGAGUUGUUAAAUCAGUAAUUUUUUUCAUAAUGGAAAUAUAAUCUAAAUGGAAUCACAAGAAAUAUAAUAAACCCCCCCACACUCCUGUAAGAUAUUUGUAUGACAUAAAUUAAUUGUUAAACUAUCACAAUAAGGCUAUUAUGUUAAUGCAUGUGUUGUUGAACAUCCAAGCUGAUUCCAGCUAUGUCUUCUCUACAGCCUCUGCUGUCUCUCUCAUUAUUUCUCCCCCGGAAAGGAAAAUCACUGCCCAGAUUGGGGAACCACUUCAUAUAACUGCUGAGGCCAUGGACUGCGAAGACCCUUCAUUUACCUGGUCUAGUCUUUUGGACAAAACAUUAAGUGGAGCUGUCAGCACUAAUGGAAGCAUCUCCAUCCUUAACAUGAUGGUCAGCAUAGACAGUGAAGGUCAAUACGUGUGUAAAGUCUUCUGUAAGAAUGGAAGGUCAGAGAAAACCUUCAUAAUCAUUUCAUACUGUAAGUAUGUUCUUUUGUUUUUUAAAUCUAUUCAUGCACGUUUAUUGUAAAUCUUGGAAGCAUUGUUAUAAACCUCAAAUGUAGUAAAAGUGCCAAUUUCUAUUGAAUUGUGCCAUUUUAGUAAAAUGAAAAAAGAGAAUUCAAUGUUCACUUCAGCAAGCUAAAGUUCUUAAUGGGUUUAGAGAGUAGUAGCAACAACAUUUCACGUAUUUUAUUUUUUUAACAUGAUCCAUGAGAUUGUGAUGAGCUAGGACAAAUUCAUAUAUGGAAGGGUUAAAUGAUGUAUUUUUCCCAUUUUAAGAUCUGUACAUUACUCAGUACAUCAUAUGCACACUUAAUAAUGUUCCACAGAACCUUUACCAUCAUAUGAUUUUACUUUUUAAAUUUCAUCUGUAGAAUGUUAGACACUGCUGGGAACUGUCCAUAGCAAUCUCAUAUUGCAAGAGAGUGAUAUUUUUAAAUAAAAAUGCAUCACUUUUCUGUAAAUGUUAUGCUGCUUUUUAUAAUUCACUGAUUAUAAUAAAGUAAGACUAAGCCUGCCUGAUACAAAUUGUUGUGGUAAUCUCUUUCUCAGAAUAGAAUUGAUUAUAGUUUUUGUCACAUCACAGCGUUUCCCAGUGACCCUGUGCUGGAGGUGUCCUCUUUGAUGGUUGGCGUUGAGUCCACAAUCACCUGUGCAGUCCCCUAUGUGUAUCCCGCAGAAAUGAUGACUGUUCAAAUUCUGAAGAAUGAAAAGAUGAUUGUGGAAUCGGACUUAUAUACAAUAAUAGAAGAUAAACCCAUAAACAUCAGUGUAUCAUACAGCUGGACCCCCGAAGAAGAAAACGAGGGCUGUCAAAUACUAUGUGUGGCACAACUGGAAUUUCCCAGUGGAGGGAUUGAUCCAAAGACAAGAGACACCAGAAUGAUUCUUAAUCUUAUCUGUAAGUGGCAAGUUUUUUGGCAAACAUGCCUUUAUUUCUUAGUGAAACUGACUAGGCUUGUUCUUCAGGUCACUAACCUUUAAUUCAGGUGUUCUUACAAGUGAUUUCUUGUAUGACAUCAAAUAUUGUUUCUUUAUGAUCUACCCAUAAACCUUCCUCUAUGCUGAUCUGAGAAAAAAAGAAAGUGGUUUUCAGAUAGAAUUUUUAUCAACCAAACAUAGUUCCAAUGAAAAGGUACAGUAUUUUCAGACACCAUUCUUUUUUUCUCUAUUCAUUUGCAAUUCUCUGAUGUACAUAAUAAAUAAAGAUAGGGCUAUCAAGGUAGCCGUUUGUACACAUCAUCUUGGAAUAUACUUUCAUGGUUGCAUUAUUUGAUUAACAAAGAAAUAUAGCAAUUUAAGAAAUGAAUGGCAAAACUGAGGUUAAAAUGGCCAAUUUAGAGAAAAUAUCCAAUUCAGCAAUAAUCACGUCAUGGUUGUUUUGUCCUAAAGUUGGCUAUUUGUAUAUCAAUUCUCUUUAUCUCAGAGUUUAAUAAACUUUUAGAAUUGUUGAUAUCAUUUGGAUAUACAACAAUGCUAAUUACCAAUCUGCAGAACUGUGAAGAUGAGAAUAAUCUGUGUGAAUUUAAAUUGUAUUCUUCAGCAGAUGGCAUUAUUGUGCCCCUAACAAUGGCAACUUCCAUUGUCUUACAAUGUCACCACUUGCUAGUCCUCUGUGUAGUGUGUGAGCUACAUAGGCUGGACCCUUUCUUCUUUUCUAUGGUCAAAUUAAUUGUAUGUGUUAGAAUGGUGGUUGCUCAGUGCAGAGUACAUAUUCAGAGAAGGAUGAUAAAUGCAGAGAACUAAAAGUAUUUUUCAUAUAACUUAUCAAUUCAUACAUUUAUCAGCAAGCACAUAUCUGUCUGUGAUGUUCUUCUAUGUGAUUUAAAUGUAUAAAUAGGUAGCGAACCAAGAAACAAGAGAUUUAACAACACUUUGUCUCUUCCGAUACCAAUCAGUAUAAAAUGAUUCCAUACUUUAUAUACUCUAUCUAUUUGUCUGCAUAAAGUUUCUCAAUGUCCUGAACACAGGACCAGGCAUAAAUUCAACGUGAACGAAAUAGCAGAUCAAUGGUUUUUAAAAAGUAGAUCUUGGUUCUUGUUAGAUGUUAACUGAUUAUCAGUUUUCUAUUAGUGAAAUACAAGCACUAUAACCACAAAUUCAGAUAUUCAUGCAUCAAGUCAGUUUUAUAAGUCAGAAUCUCCCCAUUAACCUUAAUACGUUGACACUGGGGUACGUGUUAUGAGACUAAACUCACACUAUGAAAAAAACUUGAAUUUACAUUAUUUUGAAGUAAGUCUAAGUUUUUCUUUUACAUUUUUUUACAUUUUAUUUUCAUGAAGCAUAUUAUAGCUGAUACAUCUGAUUUUAAAUAUCCCAUAGUAGUUUGUAAUAUCAUAGUUAUGUUAUUUCUUAAUCUCAUAAUAUGCGUUUCAUACAAACAUAUUUCAAUCACAGUAAUUGCUCCAUUAAAACAUAAAUCAUAUAAAAGUCAAAGUUUUCCACCUUCUGUGUUUUAGAUCCACCUGGGAAUCUUAAUAUGGUAGUUCACCCAUCAACGAAGGUGAAAUGGAUGGAGACAAUAUCUCUGAGCUGUACGUGUGAUAGUAGAACUCCAGUCAAAAUAUGGUGGGUUAAGCAGAGAGGAGGUGAAACUUUGAAGAUUGCAUCUGAUGGGAACAGCAGUCUGGAAAUCAAUCAAGCACAAAUGGAAGACUCUGGCGAAUACAUCUGUUAUGCAGAGAAUGCUGCAGGGAAAAAAUCUGCUUCUGUUGAAAUCACAGUACAGAGUAAGAGACUUUUAAACAGUACCAUAUUUUUACCUUUGUUUCUACAGUAUAGUACCUCCUUUUGCUCCCUAUCUAUAACCCUAUACAACCUCAUUAUUUAGGAAUAUGUUACCUAUGACUUCCCAAUACCAUUUGCAUAAACCAUCAUACAGAAACCCAUCUGAUUGCUAUCAUGUAACCCUCAUCCUAUUGUUCUUCCAUAGACAUUUCCAUUUUACUCUUGCUUUUGUCCUACAUUAAGCCCUCAAAAAGACAUCUUCGUGUAGGCCUAUAAAAUGGCACUAUGAAAAAUAACAGCAUAUGUAUAACUCAAUGCUGACAAUCAUGAUGAGAGACACUAAUAGCAUCAUGUGUUUACCCACGUUGAUCACCAAAUACAUUCAUUGUUUGUAUAAGCAUGUUUAUUUCUGCUUCUUUGGUUUUCUUAGCUCUACCAGAUAAACCUACCAUCACCGUCAUACCAGAUACAUCAGUGACUCUGGGACAGACAGUUACAAUUGCAUGCUCUGUGAACAGCGGACCUUUAGCAAACGUUACCCUAUGGUUGGUGAAAGAAAACAAGACUAGACACUUAAUGGACAAUAAGGAUGUCUUUGAGAUACAGUCAGUACAAAUCCAAGAUGGUGCCACAUACAUUUGCCAAGCAGAGAAUCCUUUUGGAAAAGCAGAGGCAACAAAAACCCUUACUGUGAAAUGUAAGUAUGUGGAGUAAGUGUUCAGAGUGAUCUGCAUGUUGGAUCCUAGCUAAGAGCACCAUUUAGAUUUGGUGUCUGAUAAGAUCAGAUUUUUUGCUUUAAGUUAAUUAGUAAAGUUCAUAAUCUAAUAAGAUAUGACCGUUUGUAAACACCUCAAAUAUUUUUGCCAAUCUGUUUGUGAGAUAUGUUUGAUUCAAUUGUGGAUCUACUCUCAAGAAUUCUUCUUAAUCCUUCUAAAGUGCUGCAGUCUAAAAAAAAUACUGUAAGCUUAAACCACUUUGAGCAAAUGGUGAUUCAACACAACGCGACAUUAAUAUUUUACCACAGAUUCUGUUCAGAACACUGUGAUUUCUUACUUUCCAAAUAAUGUUACUGAAGACGACUCAAUAACUUUGCAAUAAUACAUAAAUUUAUUGUUUUGUAACACAUUUCUUCACUCAACAGUUCCACCCACGAACACACAAGUAAUAUUCACACCGUCUGCAGAAGUGAGGGAGGGCGAAUUUGUGCACGUCAUGUGCAAAUCAACUGGUUUUCCCAUCCCUGAGUUGAUCCUAAAGAAGAAGACUGAUGUCGGCCUACAAGAGUUAGAAAUGACUGAUGGAGAAUACUGGAUUGAAAGUGCUACAGCAGAGCAAGCAGGAACCUAUAUUUGUGAAUCAAGGAAUGAUAUUGGAAUUGAAAGUACAGAAGUCAACCUCACUGUACAAGGUACGAAAGCUAAAAAUGUGCAUUAGAAACCGAGAACUCAUUUAUUUGUAAUAUAGAAUUGCAUCUUGUUGUAGAUUGGGAAUUUAUUUUUUAUAUAUUCCCUAACAAGUGGUUCCCAAAAGAAAAUUACAAUAUUGAGUACUUUCUAAAACUAUAAAGCCAAAUUAUGCAGAUUUUCUAUUGUAUCCUCUCUCUCUCAUCAGUUUCUCAGGGUUGCAAACUACAACUCCCUCAAUACUUUUGUAGUGUUCUAGUUCUGCUGUUUCUGGUUAUUUACCUUUUGACCACUGGUGGUAUUAAUCUGUUCCUCCAAAAAGUUUCUAAAUUGUGUUCCCUCUCUUCCAUCCAUAGUUCCACCCAAAAACACACAACUAAUCAUCCUACCAUCGUCAUCGGUGAAGGAAGGAGAAUCAAUCAGCAUCUUCUGCAAUUCAACAGCAUUGCCACAACCUGAGAUCAUCCUAAAGAAGAAGGGUCUGGAGUUAGAAAGUCAUAAUGAAGUUAUCGAUAUUAAAAGUGUUAAACUGGAGGAUGCAGGGACCUAUAUAUGUGAAUCCAGGAAUGUUGUUGGAUUUGAAAUCACAGAAACAACACUGAAUGUACAAGAUAUGAAAGAAGGUAUGAAAUAAAGAAAUAUUCAUGUCCAUGCACUAAACGAUAAUCUGGUUUUAGACACUAAUGUGUUAGACUAUUUAUAGGCCAGCUACAUCAAUGGAAUGGAAUCAUUAUUUUGAUAAUAGUCAUAUGUAUGAACCGAUAUUGGUGAUAGGAAAUACUGCACACUGUAUAAAACAUAUCACACUCAAUCCAUUAACAAACAAUAGCAUUCUGUGCAGUUAUUUCAUUCUAAUUCAUACAAACUAUUGGUUCUAUGGACAUCUGCAUAUCUAUAGAACCCUCAUAUAACUGAGUGAGAAAUUCAUUCUAUAUCAGACCACAAUUGUUACGACAACAUGAACGAUUGUAGAUUAAUGUAUAUUUUGAGAUAUAAAUGAAUUUCACAUUUUUAUUUACUUAAUCAAAUUUGUGGUCCUGCCUUUUUAGUUGCUUCUGAAAACGUGACAGUGGUUGUAACACCAUCGGAGGAUGUCACAGAAGGUGACACCGUCACAAUUACCUGCGAGACCUACAGCAUAUCCUCCUCAACCAUCCUUCUGCAGAAAGUGUGUGCGGAAAAUAGUACUAUCAUUCAGGCACAGAAUGGAACCUUCACCUUGCGUAAUGUCACCCUCAAUGACUCUGGGAACUACACUGUCAUCUUACCUAAUGAAGCAGGAAAAAGGACCAAAGUUAUUGAGAUCAAUGUUCUAGGUCAGUAGAAUGUAUAUAUUAACAAAAAGUAAAACAUUACUACUAGGUCUAUCUAAAUUAUAUUAAUCUGGACAAAGAUGCCAAAAAUCCUAAAAUGAAAUCUGCAGCACCCAGCUCACAAUAUUAAAAAUGUUUAUAUACAUAUAUAUUUAUACUUUACUGAGACAGUACACUGAUAUUUCCUGGGUACAUAUUACAUAGGUAAACAGAAUACAAAUAUUUUAAGGGAGAGCAACAAAAUCAGUCAGCUGAAUAUUGUAACAGAAAUUACGGUAAGUAAACAUUCAGCAGGAACAUGCCCAUCCAUUGGCAGCAAGAACAGCUUUUCCAGAAAUAGGAAAUCACAUCCGAGUGACAAAAUUCUGCAUUAUACAAAUUUUAAAAGAAAACAGGGAUAAUAUUUUCAGAUUGUUGAAGUGAUCUUUCAUUAGAACACAUCAAUGUUAAGUGAACUCCAUCAUGUUAACAUAAGAGUCCCGUAUUAAUCUGGAAAUAAUCUCAUGUAUCUAUUUAAGUGUGCUACUUAGCACAUAUUGCAGAAAGAGAAUUAAAAACAUCCGGUUAUUGCAAAUGUAAGCUUGCACCUCACCAUUCAUCCUUUCUGGUCAUCCAGAAUUUCUUUACUUUCUGGACUGAUUAGAGAAAACGUUGAAGAUGUUGGGCUGAUCAGAAUUACUUCAUACGAUGACUACUUGUUGCUCUGUUGGAUCCAAAUGCAGGGCAAAUAUUUAAUUUCUUACCAAAUCUACAAAAUCAUAAAUUUUGAUGGCAGAAUGUUUAGAUUAAAUUACUUCAAUUUAAUGGGAUGUCACUCACAAAUGGGGUCACUUUAAAUGGUUUCCCUGUUCUGUUAAUAUUCUGCAAUUCUGUAUCAGUCUAAAUGAUUGAAUUGGUUUAUAUAUAUGGCUAGACAAGUAAACUUCGCUGCACGUAAGGGCACUCUGGCAAUAGAAAUUGUGUUGUGUAUCUUUUGCAUGCAGUCUAACAGGGGUUUUCUAACAUGUUCUUUUGAGAAUAACAUCUGGAGAUGAAGAUUCAAUAGACAGGAAAUGAUGUAAUUUAGGAGCCCAAAAUAUCUUAUGAAAAAAUAUAAAGAUUUCAUUUCAAAUCCAUUCUUAGAGGCACAUGUUUAUGGUGUUUUGCUUCAGGUUAAGUUAAUGUACACGUAACACAAGAUAGGGGAGCAAUAAUAUAUGGUUCCCAUAAGGCUCUUUUUUGUUUGAUACAUAAAAGCUUAGAGCCAUUUAAAACUUUGAUUUUCUAGAAAAAUUAUCUUAUAGUCAUCAAAACACCUACAUAUUAUACGAGGAAAACAAAAAGAAUUAACCUAGGGCCAAAAUUUAGAUAUCACAAGGUAGAGGGCACAAAAAAGGGGGGUAACCCCUAAAUGGUGAAUAUCAUAGAGAAUAAACAAAAAAAGAAACAAAUGCCAUUCUACCUGUGUAUGAUUUACUGAGAAGAUUAUAGAUUAAAAAGUAACUUUUAAUAAAUAAAUCUAAAAUCAAAAUAUAUAGUAUAGUCAGUGUCUGCAGACCUUUUUUCAUGUAAACACUGUCUUUUCAGAGAAAAGGCAGUGUUUACAUUGCUGGCUAUGGACAUCUUCAGUAGCAGUCACAAAGACGGCCACUAGAAGUGCUUCCUGGGUCAUUGCUGCACACCGUGCAGCCCUGAUGCUCAAUGUCUCCUUGCUCUGAAUGGAGGCACUGAACUUUUAUCAUAGAGAUGCAUUUAUUCAGUGCAUCUCUAUGAUGAGAUGCUGAUUGGCGCAGUGCAGCGUUUUGUCGCUCUUGCGCAUUAUUAUUAUUUUAUUAUUUAUAUAGCGCCAUCAGAUUUCGUAGCGUUGAACAAUGGGUGCUUUCCUAUGGGAGCUUUUAGAUAAAUUGUCUGGAAUGUUUUCCUAACAGUAUAGAAUAAAUGGAAAGCUUAUUAAAUCAAGGCCAACAUUUUUUAAAGUCCAAAUAGUGUUGAAAAGUGUCAUUAUUGUGUUGAAAAGUGUCAUAGUUUACAACAAUCCUUGAUAAAUAUACUCUGUGGUUUCCUAUAAGGUGACAAUAAGAAAUAAUUACCUCAAUAAUAUCCUAAAUUUACAAAUCUCUUAAUUUUAGUCUCAAGACUGGGUUUAUCUGGUGUCCAAUCCUAUUUUGGGGAGAUGGCAUUUUACAGGCCUAAGUCAGUGCUUGAGCAUUUUCUAGAUUUAAAUUUUUUUACACAUACAAGUAUGAAUGUUAAUAUGCGUGUCUAAUUAUGUGUGUUAGUGUGCAGCUGUGAAUGUGUGCCUGUGUUUCUAUGUAGGUGUGUGAGUCUGUAUCUAAGUAUGUGUGUGCACGUGUCUAUGUAUACAUUAUUGUGUGUAAUGCUACAAAUGAAAGUGUUUGUGGCUAAUUUGAUAUGUGUAAGUGGUUAAUGUAUGCACAUGUGGCUUUUUAGGUACAUACUUACUUGAGUAUGAUUAAUUAAGUUUGUGUAUGUGUCUUCAUUAUGUGGGGGUAUGAUUUGCAGUCAGGUUUUGUUGCCCUCUGGGUCCUAGGCAACAAAAUGUCUUGCGGCCACUUUAUAUAGACUCCUCAAGGGACUUGUAUUUUAUCAAAUCUGAGACCAUGACAUUUUUGAUAAAUGACAAUUAUUUUGAUAACUGAUACUAUUUGACAUAAUAUUUUAUACCAAUGGUUUAUCAAAAGCAUGUAUUUUCCAAUUUUGCCAUGAUCAUGACAUUUUACUCUCUAUAUCAAGACACUCUCAUUCUUUUCCUUUACUUUUAUCCACAGUCAGGUUCUCUAAUUGUUGUGUAACUCUUAUUCUUUGUUUCAGAGCGCCGCGAGAGCCCGAAACCUAACUACACGGUCCCAAUUGUAGUGUUAUCCAUGGCUGUGUCAGCAGGUGUCAUAUGUUUAAUCAUUUAUCGUAUGAAACAAGGGAAUUUACAAGGGUCGUACAGCCUCGUGGAAGCUCUUAGAAGUAAAGUGUAA